Apus apus (common swift) is the source of this 1642-nucleotide messenger RNA. RefSeq lists its product as uncharacterized. NCBI's taxonomy places the organism in Eukaryota, Metazoa, Chordata, Aves, Apodiformes, Apodidae. The transcript is spliced from 13 exons. The record is from RefSeq and is a predicted model, not a curated record. The coding region runs from base 604 to 1374 and encodes 256 amino acids.
UUGAGCCCCAUCCCUCUCCAAGCCCUUCCCAUCGUGUGCUGGGCUGCCCACAGUCUCUCAGCCGCCGGGUUUGUGCCAGGAGCCCACGAGUGAGGGGUGAUGAGGUGCUGGAGUUCUGCUGGAGACACGGGCAGUGCUUGUGCAGAAGGGAAGCAAACCCAAGGACAGCCCGGGCCUGGACACGAGGACUCUGCCUUGUGGAAGCUGAGAGCUGUUCCUGAGGGACACAGGACACCCUGGGACACGUGAGGAUGGACAGACAGGACAGAAGAGCCCCAGCCCUGCCAGGAUCCACGUGGGGUGUGGAGCCCUGGGCAGACCCUCGGCUGCCUGUGCCAAGGAGACCCCCGGGGCUGAGAGCCCUUCUGUGAGACCUACUGGCAGCUGCACAGUGGUUUGCUGUUGUUUGUCAGAGCACUAAUUAACUUGGAUUAGAAGAAAUCUCAUUCUGAAUGACUGCCCUGUCUGCUUGGUCCUGCCCCUGAAGGCUCCAGUUUGUUUGCAGCACCAGGGCCUUGUGGCUCCAGCUCAUGUGCAGCUUCAGGUCCAGCCCAUGGAUGGUGCCAGCUGGUUUGUGAGUCUGUUUGGUUGCAGCUGCAGCUCAUGGGCAACUCUGGCUGGAGCUCGUUUGCACCUUCAGGCUCAGCUGGUUCCUGCUUCCAGUGUGUUUUGGGCUCCUGUCAGUUACAGAACCAAUCCAGUGUCAUGUCUCCCAGCUGGUUUCAGGAGCUCCCACCAGACCCUCCUGCCUGCACCCCCUCCCUCCUCUGCUGCAGCUCCAGGACCCUGUGGCCGCAGGGUCCUGCCCCUGAAGGCUCCAGUUCAUUUGCAGCACCCGGGCCUUGUGGCUCCAGCUCAUGUGCAGCUUCAGGUCCAGCUCAUGGAUGGUGCCAGCUGGUUUGUGAGUCUGGUUGGUUGCAGCUGCAGCUCAUGGGCAACUCUGGCUGGAGCUCGUUUGCACCUUCAGGCCCAGCAGGUUCCUGCUUCCAGUGUGUUUUGGGCUCCUGUCAGUUACAGAACCAGUCCAGUGUCAUGUCUCCCUGCUGGUUUCAGGAGCUCCCACCAGACCCUCCUGCCUGCACCCCCUCCCUCCUCUGCUGCAGCUCCAGGACCCUGUGGCCGCAGGGUCCUGCCCCUGAAGGCUCCAGUUCGUUUGCAGCACCAGGGCCUUGUGGCUCCAGCUCAUGUGCAGCUUCAGGUCCAGCUCAUGGAUGGUGCCAGCUGGUUUGUGAGUCUGUUUGGUUGCAGCUGCAGCUCAUGGGCAGCUCUGGCUGGAGCUCGUUUGCACCUUCAGGCCCAGCUGGUUCCUGCUUCCAGUGUGUUUUGGACCCCAGUUGGUUUCAGAACCAGUCCAGAGUCAUCUCCUCCAGCUGAGCUGCAUCUCCACUGCCAGUUGGUUCCAGUUCAUUUCCAAUGCCAGUUGGGUUCCAGCUCCUCUCCAUUGCCAGUUGGUUCCAGUUCAUUUCCAUUGCUAAUUGGGUUCCAGUUCAUUGUGGUUCCAGCCCCUCUCAGCUGGUGCUUGUUCCAGCCCUCUUGGCUUCAGCCCAAGUUGUCCAUCACUCACUGUCACCAAGCACACAUGAACAUCAAGUGUCAUCCCUGGUCCCAACCCUGAAGGGGCUUGUACCUUGAAUAAACAGUU